AAACAAUUAAAUUCGUAUUUUGUUUCCAAGUUGAAAAAAUAUUUAAAUUAGUAAUAUUUCCAUCAGUAUGUCAACGAACGCAUAUUCAACUAUCUCGCAUUGUUGACGAUGUCAUAGCAACGCUACACUCAUCCUUCCGGUUGUUGGUUUCAGAUUUCUGAAUUGUGAAAUUCCGAAGUUUAAGUAACGGUGCCGUGUCUGAUUACCGUCUUCGUUAUUUCAGUAGUUAAACGCUUCAGAAAUGUAUUUUGAUGACGACGGAGAUGGUUCCCCAACUUAUGUUGGUAACUUAACGCCAUGCGGAAUAUGCGGCAGGACAUUUAACCCAGAAACACUUAAAAGACAUCAAGGGAUUUGCCAGAAAAAUGCUGCCAAGAAGAGAAAAGUAUUUGAAUCACAGAAACAGCGUGAUUUGCCAGGUAUCUCAAAAAUAACAACAAAGUCAAAACCUCAACGAUCAGCUCCAGAAGCAAAAAGCAGAUGGAGGCAACAACAUGAAGAAUUCAUUCAAACUGUUCGAGCUGCACGAGGCGUCACCAAAGCAAUCAAAGAAGGCAAAGAGCUGCCACCCCCUCCCCCACCAACAAUAAACCCAGACUAUGUUCAGUGUACAUAUUGUUUGCGACGAUUCAGCAAAAACGCUGCGGAGAGGCACAUUCAAUUUUGUGCUGAUCAACAUAAAAGAUUGGAGACCAAAACUAGAUCAAAAACAGCAGCGACAGAAAAAGCUGCUGCAAAACAAGAACGCAGAAAUGCUUACCGACCUCCGAUGCCAUCAUCAGGGGUUCGGAGAGGAGGAACCUUAUUAAACACGGACUCGAUUGUAAGCAGCCACUCAAAUUCAGCAGCAAGGCAAAGGUCAAUGAAAUUUAAUUCAACUUCAAUAAGGCAAGAUGGUCGAAGCAAUUCUGAUGUCUCUAGAACCCGUUCGAUGAAAAACGAUUCAAAAUUCGACACUACUUUACCGGCAAGCGCCGUCGUUAGAACAAGAACUGGUCUAAAAGCUAAAGUGCUCGCAAAUAAUUCAUCGAGUGAUAUUGAUUCGUCAGACUUUGACGCUCCGAAGCGCAGACCGACUGGGUCACAAGGCAGAAGAAAUGUUUCUAACGGCCAAGGAUAUUAUCAACCCCCAGCUAACAGCCGUGGGGGCAGAACAGGACAGGGACAAUCAACAUCCAAAUCUACCAAAUAUGACUGGGAUUUUAAUUUUGAAUCAGACUCAGCUGACCACGUCAAACAAAAUGGCGUUCGUAAAACUUCAUCAACAAGAACAAGGCAGCAGGCUGCUGUGAACCAUGGAAACAGUCUAUACUCAGGAUAUAACCAUAAUAAUAAUAACUUUGGACAAUCGCCGCAAAGUGGAUACGAAGACUCAUUGAAUGAUUUUGUCGCAAAAGAAUUUGGUUCAAAAUAUAAAAGUCCAGGCUCCGGUGCCAGUAAUCACCAGGGUCAUUCUGACGCCUCGUCUCCCUGGGAUUCUGAUGCAUACAGAGGAAGAGGGGAACCAAUGACUCUCCACAGAAAAGACGACACAUCGUUUGACUCUGAAAAAUCAGGCAGUUCGCUUUCCAGCAACUCAUCUUCAAGAUUUUGUCAUGAAUGCGGUUCUCGCUAUCCAGUUAUGACAGCAAAGUUUUGCUGUGAAUGUGGAAUGAAGCGUAUAACAAUAUAACUUUGCUGUCAGGUUUCAAUACUGUGUUAUUCCAGACUUUUCUUUUUUGUAUAUUAACCACCAUUGAUUAUAAGUGUUUAACUUGGACAUAGCGACAAUUUGAAUUAAAUUAAUUCAAAGUUAUUAUUUUAGUAUCUGAUUGGCCAGCUUUGAUUUAAACAUUGUUCAGUUUUGAACAAUUUGAAUUAAAUUAAUUCAAAGUUAUUAUUUUAGUAUCUGAUUGGCCAGCUUUGCAGUUUUGAAGUUUUUGGAUAUCUUGGCAUUAUGAGUCUCCAAAGUUGUUUUUAUUCCAAUAAUACUUGGUCUGAGCUAUAGAUUUCCUGCAUUUUGAUUAUUAUCCAUUAAGAACCUGUCACACACCAUUAA
Messenger RNA from Styela clava, 2038 nucleotides. RefSeq lists its product as uncharacterized. Lineage: Eukaryota; Metazoa; Chordata; Ascidiacea; Stolidobranchia; Styelidae. The record is from RefSeq and is a predicted model, not a curated record.